GGCGCUCGGCCGAUUUUCAACCCCAAAAUCGGGUCCUGUAUCGUACAGUGGCCGCCUGUAGGACGGACGAAGGGAGGCGUUAAAGCAGUAGGAUCUAUGCGCCUGUGGGGUACAUCGAACGACCUCAACACUCUUCACCGACUAGUCUACGUCAUAUAUCUCCUGCUCGCAGCAUGUCAGCCAUGCAGUGUUCAACUCACGGACAGCGCCGGCACCGGACACGAUAUUUCCACCACUCUCGCGUACCUAGGUAUCUCAAGAACGAGAUGCUGCACCUCUACCAGCAACCCCAGUCGCGGAGCCUCUCGGAAUAUUUCCGAGAGUUCGCCGCGCGUGCACGACAGUGACGAUCAGUGGGACUACGGUUGCGCGUGGACUUGUCAUUCAGAUCCUAGGUCAACCCGGGACCAAGUCGCUCAACCAACAUUUCCAUAUCCAUCAGCUUCCGCACGUUUAAUAGCAAUCGCUUGCGGGAAUAGGACUUGGGUGAGUGGGCGAAGGUCCUCGCCACAGCAUUGAGCCCUAGCCGCCCAAAGCGACUUUCCGCACCAUGUCGCAUCCUCUCUGUGCGACUGGACUGUGUCAUAAAUGCCGCGCUUUCGAAGUGACGGCUACUGACUUUAGACUUACGGAAAA
Messenger RNA from Trematosphaeria pertusa, 636 nucleotides. RefSeq lists its product as uncharacterized. The transcript has a single exon. The record is from RefSeq and is a predicted model, not a curated record. Lineage: Eukaryota; Fungi; Ascomycota; Dothideomycetes; Pleosporales; Trematosphaeriaceae. The coding region runs from base 97 to 519 and encodes 140 amino acids.